CUGGUCAAAAAGGGUGUCAAUGUUAACGCAGAAGCUGAAGGAUACGGAUGUGUUAUCUACGCAGCCUCGAUUGAGGGCCAUGACGAGAUCGUCAAAUUAGUUCUAGACCACGGCGCUGAUGUCAACGCAAAUUGCGAUGGAUCUUACGGCACUGCUAUCCUGGUGGCUUCGUCUCGUGACCACAAAAACGUGGUCAAGACCCUCGUGGAUCAUGGUGCUGAUCUCAGCACCGAAUUUGGAGGAAUCGGUAACGCGCUUCAGGCAGCAUCGUUUGAGGGCUAUGAAGAGAUCGUCGGAUUACUUCUUGAUAACGGCGCAGACAUCAACGCAAAGACUGAAGAGUUCUGCAGUGCUCUUGUUGCUGCCGUAACUGGCGGCAAUAGAGAAAUCAUCACUACAUUGCUGAAACGUGGAGCAGACGUCAAUAUACGCGGCGGAGACCCUCACACUGCACUUAUUGCAGCUGCGUGCGAAGGUGAUACAGAAAUCACUGAGCAGCUUCUUACCCACGGUGCAGAGAUUGACGAUCAGGACAGUCACUACCUUGGAACUGCGCUCUGUGCCGCAUUGUAUUAUGACAAAGAAGAUAUAGUGGCACUCUUGCUUGCCAAGGGUGCGAACAUUCACACAGAAGGUGGAAAGUUCAGCAACGCACUUGGAGUCGCUGCCUACAAGGGUAACCAACCAAUGGUUGAUCAGCUGUUACGUCUGGAUGCAGAUAUAAAUGCACCAGGGAAUGUCUUCUCCGGUGCCCUUCAAGCAGCGAUCGCUGGAGGUCACAAAGAAAUUGUAGACAGGCUCCUUGCGCAAGGUGCAGACAUCCAUCGACAGGGUGGAGUGUAUGGCAGCGUGCUAGGAACUGCGGCAGCUGAGGGGAAACUCUGGGUCAUCGAGCUACUAAUCGAUAAAGGGGCUGAUUUGUCUGCGACAAAUGACUCUGGAGAAACAUUGCUCCACCUGGGAUCAGCAAGUGGUCAUAUUGUAGUGUUGAGACUGCUGAUUCAGCACGGUGCACACCUGGACAGUCAAGACUACAACGGCAUAACGCCACUGAUAGCGGCGCUGAGGAAAAAACAUGCUCAAGCAGCUGAAUUUCUUCUUGAAAAGGGCGCGAAUUUCUCGAUGGUUUCCGAAAGUGGCGUCACUGCGCUUACGUUGGCAUCAGAGCAAGGAAUUGUGGAUAUAGUCCGACAUAUUCUCGACAAGAUGACAGGAUUGGGCACUGUCAACGACUGUGGACUCAUCACAGCGGCGUGCAAUGGUCAUCUUGAGGUGGUGAAACUCCUCCUGGACAAUGGUGCAGACCCCGUCAUCGCCGGCAACGACGGUUGGUCGGCGACCGCCUUUGCCUCAGAUCAUGGUCAUCUUGAGGUACUUAAGCUAUUUCUUGGUAGAGGUGGUGAUAUGUUCGCCAUCAAUGGUGGUUGGACUCCUCUGCUUCUCACCGCCAGGUAG
Boeremia exigua is the source of this 1455-nucleotide messenger RNA. Its product is annotated as ankyrin repeat-containing domain protein. Gene Ontology annotation, molecular function: protein binding. The record is from RefSeq and is a predicted model, not a curated record. The annotation marks the transcript as partial. The transcript has a single exon. NCBI's taxonomy places the organism in Eukaryota, Fungi, Ascomycota, Dothideomycetes, Pleosporales, Didymellaceae.